Lontra canadensis (Northern American river otter) is the source of this 933-nucleotide messenger RNA. It is a transcript of the gene ACAT2, whose product is annotated as acetyl-CoA acetyltransferase 2. The record is from RefSeq and is a predicted model, not a curated record. The transcript is spliced from 5 exons. Gene Ontology annotation, biological process: fatty acid beta-oxidation. The annotation marks the transcript as partial. Gene Ontology annotation, molecular function: acetyl-CoA C-acetyltransferase activity. NCBI's taxonomy places the organism in Eukaryota, Metazoa, Chordata, Mammalia, Carnivora, Mustelidae.
CUGAAAAUGUAGCCAAAAAAUGGCAAGUGAGCCGAGAAGAUCAGGACAAGUAUGCAGUUGUGUCCCAGAACAGGACGGAGAGUGCCCAGCAAGCUGGCUAUUUUGACAAAGAGAUUAUACCAGUUUUUGUAUCUUCUAGAAAAGGUCUCACUGAAGUGAAAACAGAUGAGUUUCCUCGCCAUGGGAGCAACAUAGAAGGCCUAUCUAAGUUAAAGCCAUACUUUCUUACAGAUGGAACAGGAACAGUCACCCCAGCUAAUGCUUCAGGAAUAAAUGAUGGUGCUGCCGCUGUGGUGCUAAUGAAGAAGUCGGAGGCCGCUAAUCGAGGGCUCACACCGUUAGCACAGAUCGUUUCCUGGUCACAAGUAGGCGUGGAGCCUGCCAUUAUGGGGACAGGACCGAUUCCAGCGAUAAAGCAAGCUGUUGCAAAAGCAGGCUGGUCCCUGGAGGAUGUGGAUGUAUUUGAGAUCAACGAAGCUUUUGCUGCCCUCUCCGUGGCAAUAACUAAAGAACUUGGAUUAAACCCAGAGAAGGUCAACAUUCAAGGAGGGGCUAUAGCCUUGGGCCAUCCUCUUGGAGCGUCCGGCUGUCGGAUUCUUGUUACCUUGUUACACACGAUGGAACGGAAGGGUGGACACCGUGGUGUUGCUGCCUUGUGCAUUGGGGGUGGGAUGGGCAUAGCAAUGUGUGUUCAGAGAGGAUGAAAUUACUUAACAAUUAAUCAUGCCUAAACACAACUGGACCUUAACCUCCUUUUAAACUAGUACGGUACUAAAUUACAGUAUGUGAGAUCAUAGGACCAACCAAAGUGAGGAUGGAAACCAUCUUUCAUGAGAACCCAAGGCUUGACAGUUUACUUUUUUUAAUGUGUAAUACUCAACAAGAGAAUUGUAUCCAACAUUGUUAUAAAUAAAGGAUAAAGCAGAUCAGUCA